UAGGAACUUUCCCAUUGGUGAUGUUCGCUGGAAGUCUUCUUUUCUUGGAACCUGAUUGUUUGGAUGGAAUAUCAAAGGAAAAGAAGACCACAUCAAGUACUCAGAGAGAUCCAAUGAAAAAGACCAAAGGAGAGCGAGGAGGAGGGGUGUCCUUGAAGACAAUCACUGCUUUAGUGGGAAUUUCAUUCCAUUUUCUCCUCCAGUGUUUCUUGCCAUACUCCCAAUUUCUUUUUCAGGGGCUCAAUGGAUGGACUGGAGCAGGGCUGUAUGGGUAUUCAUGGAACAUGAUGGUCCAUUACUAUUAUCUGAAGCCAAUGGAAGUCUCCCUGUAUGAACGACCAUCCCAGUCUUGGACUCAUUCUGUAGAGGGGCCCAAUGGCUCAUUCAGACAAUCCUUUUCUCAUGCUCCUCAGUCAGGACAUCUACCACUGAAGGCAUUGGUGGAAUCCCCUCUGGCUAUGAAGCGCUAUGUAGAAUGCAUGGCUUCCAGGCAUGCAGACAAGACCAGACUGGGUUUGGCUGACAUAGAAGUCUACAUCUCCCUUCCUGUGUCAAUUGGUGAUGUACCAAUUCAGCCAGUAUACAAUGCAUCAACAGACAUCCUUCAUGCAGAUUGGUCUCUAUGGGAACGACCUAACUGGCUACUUCAACCCAGGGCCACUCACCUUGGAGCCUUUAUCAGGCAUGACAUGCUCACCUGUAGUCAGAGUUCCCAUGUCUCUGAAUUCCAUCUUUUAGAUCCAGGGAAACAAGUUGAUUUCAAGUUCAGUGAUUGUGAGGCUGCAUCUAUUGAAUCAGUGGAAGGGAUCUUAGAUGUGGAUUGCUUCCCUGGCGACUACGAGAAGAGGGCAAUCCACCAGGGACACAGGUACCUGAUCCCAAAGAUCCCCACCUCAUGCACCCUUUCCACAAGUUCUCAUCCAUAUGCCAUUGCUCGACUCAUGUACCUUUCAUCAAAGUGUGGGAAAGGCUCUUCUCUCAGAAUCCCCUCCCUGAGCGAUAUGACAGAAUGGACCUCCCUCCUCCUCCAUUCUGUUGGGGAGACAAUCAAGGAACUGCCAGUCCUCUUGGAUGCUGCUUUGUCUAAUGAUCCUUCUAUCUGGAACCAUAUCUCCACAUGAUGCCUUUUGUAUUUCUCUCAUAAGCCAUACCUUGUUACUGCCAGUAAACUAAGUAAAACUGAUUGUUGUGUAAUGUCCAUAAAGUCAAGCCCUGUGGCUAACUUUUUUAAAUUAGAGCUAUGGGGUAGCGGUAGGUUCAUGCAAAUGCCAGAUAGGAAAAAUGAACCAAAUUCAUAGUUUUUUCCCCGUUUUCUUCAGUUUUUUUAAAAUUAUUAUUAUGCUUGACAUCUUUGAUACCUGAUGAAAUGAGAAGGGAACUUUUUCACAGACUCUGGCUAAUGUCUAGGUGGCAUGGACCAUGGGGAGGGGAUUCCAAGAGAAAUGUCUCAAGGUUUGUUACUAAAAGUAUUAAAUAACAGCACCACAUGGGCUAUUUUGCCAAAUCAUCAACCUUUAGUUCAACUGUUUCUUAAUAUUUCCCUCAUGCUGCUUUAGCGACUCUUCUUGA
Messenger RNA from Darwinula stevensoni, 1569 nucleotides. NCBI's taxonomy places the organism in Eukaryota, Metazoa, Arthropoda, Ostracoda, Podocopida, Darwinulidae. The record is from the annotation of a GenBank genome assembly.